Molecule: messenger RNA, 1584 nt
Organism: Arabis nemorensis
Lineage: Eukaryota; Viridiplantae; Streptophyta; Magnoliopsida; Brassicales; Brassicaceae
Source: the annotation of a GenBank genome assembly
AUGGCUCCGACGAUUGUCGUCGUCGAUCACUUAAUCCUCACAACAACAUUCGUUGCUUCCCUUCUCGCGUUUCUGCUUCUCUUCUACAUCUUGCGUCGCCGGAGCAACGAGAAUUCAAAUCGGAGCAAAAUCAACGAAACCCUAAAAACGGUGAAAUCUUGUAAUGACGUCGAUAUUAUCAUCGUCGGUGCUGGUGUCGCCGGAGCCGCCCUUACUCAUACACUCGGCAAGGAAGGAAGAAGAGUUCAUGUUAUAGAAAGAGACUUAACAGAACAAGAUCGAAUAGUUGGUGAAUUGCUUCAACCAGGUGGUUACUUGAAGUUAAUCGAACUCGGGCUUGAAGAUUGUGUGAAGGAGAUUGAUGCACAAAGAGUUCUUGGUUAUGCUCUGUUUAAAGAUGGGAGACAUACUAAACUCUCUUACCCUUUGGAUCAGUUUGAUUCGGAUGUCGCGGGUCGUAGUUUUCACAAUGGGAGAUUUGUGCAGAGGAUGCGAGAAAAAGCUUCUUCACUUCCCAAUGUUCGAAUGGAGCAAGGAACAGUGACAUCGUUAGUCGAAGAAAACGGAGUAAUCAAAGGUGUUCAGUACAAAACAAAAGAAGGUCAAGAGCUUAAAGCAUUUGCACCUCUCACCAUUGUAUGUGAUGGUUGUUUCUCCAACUUGCGCCGCUCUCUCUGCAAACCUAAGGUGGAGGUUCCAUCGAAUUUCGUGGGACUCGUGUUGGAGAAUUGCGAGCUCCCGUUUCCGAAUCAUGGCCACGUUGUUCUCGGCGAUCCUUCACCUAUUUUAUUCUAUCCAAUAAGUAGCUCGGAAGUCCGUUGCUUGGUCGAUAUACCGGGUUCAAAACUUCCUUCAGUCGCAAGUGGCGAAAUGGCUAAACAUCUCAAAACAAACGUCGCACCUCAAGUACCGAUUCAAAUCCGCGAUGCGUUCAUUUCCGCUGUCGAAAAAGGUAAUAUAAGAACAAUGCCGAACCGAAGCAUGCCUGCUGAUCCAAUUCCUACACCUGGAGCUCUGCUUCUAGGCGAUGCGUUCAACAUGCGUCAUCCUCUAACCGGAGGCGGUAUGACAGUCGCAUUGUCCGAUAUUGUUAUCCUACGCGAUCUGUUAAACUCGCUAGUCGACUUAACCGACAAAGAAUCCUUAUCAAAAUACAUCGAAUCAUUCUACACAUUGCGGAAACCGGUUGCAUCCACUAUAAAUACGCUUGCGGGAGCUCUUUAUAAAGUGUUUCUAGCAUCACCAGAUGAUGCGAGGAGCGAAAUGCGUCGAGCUUGUUUCGAUUAUCUUAGCCUUGGAGGUGUUUGUUCGUCGGGACCUGUGGCUCUGCUCUCGGGUUUGAACCCGCGACCAAUGAGCCUUGUUCUUCAUUUCUUCGCGGUGGCGAUUUUCGGUGUUGGUCGUUUGCUAGUACCUCUUCCUUCCGUUAAAGGGCUAUGGCUCGGAGCCAGACUAAUCUCGAGUGCUUCAGGGAUUAUAUUUCCAAUAAUAAAAGCAGAAGGAGUGAGGCAAAUGUUCUUCCCUCGGACUAUACCUGCCAUUUACAGAGCUCCUCCUACUCCUUCUUCUUCUUCAACUCAAUGA